This is a messenger RNA of Pseudomassariella vexata, 1593 nucleotides long. RefSeq names its product amino acid permease. The record is from RefSeq and is a predicted model, not a curated record. NCBI's taxonomy places the organism in Eukaryota, Fungi, Ascomycota, Sordariomycetes, Amphisphaeriales, Pseudomassariaceae. Bases 1 to 1593 code for a protein of 530 amino acids. Gene Ontology annotation, cellular component: membrane. Gene Ontology annotation, molecular function: L-amino acid transmembrane transporter activity. The transcript has 4 exons. Gene Ontology annotation, biological process: amino acid transmembrane transport.
AUGUCAAAGGACCCAGAACGCAAUGUGUUCGAGGCCUUGGCAUCGCAUACGGCCAGCGGUGACAAUGCGACCGAGGGGACGACGGAGGACCAGGCCGUGCAGAAGAUUGCGUAUUCUGAGUCGAGGAAGAUUGGAAUUACGGGCGCAGUAUUUCUGAUUUUGAACAAGAUGAUCGGGACUGGCAUCUUCUCCACUCCUUCGGGCAUAUUUGCCGCCACCGGCUCAGUUAGUGUCAGCCUUUUCUUGUGGGUCAUUGGCGGCAUACUGACAUUCGCGGGACUAAGCGUGUUCCUCGAAUUCGGCCUUGCUAUCCCCCUAUCCGGGGGCGAGAAGAACUACCUCGAGAGGGUCUACCGCCAUCCUCGUUACCUGGCUACUUGCGUCCUGGCUUCCCAGAUGAUCCUGCUUGGCUUCUCAUCUGGAAAUUCCCUCGCCUUUGGCCGAUACAUCUUAUACGCCUCCGGUAGUACGGAACCAGACGGCUGGGCAGCCCGCGGCAUCGCAGUCGCGUGCAUCACCUUCGCGGUGGUGCUGCACUCGACUUUGCCCAAAUGGGGUUUGCGGCUUGUCAAUGUCUUGGGUAUAUUCAAGGUUGUUAUCCUGCUGCUCAUCGUCUGCUCUGGUUUCGCUGCCCUAGCUGGUCGACGGUUGGUGCCUGAUCCUCACAAUUUCGACAAUGCAUUUGCGCUCGAGAAGGGAAACGGAUAUGGCGGUGGAGGCGCAUAUGCAUACGCGACUGCGCUGUUACGAAUCAUCUACAGCUACAAAGGGUGGGAGAAUGCGAACUACGUCGUCGGUGAACUGCGACAUCCCCGCAAGACUCUCGCAAUCGCCGCACCUGUCGCUAUAGGGGGAGUGACGAUCUUGUACGUCUUGGCCAAUGUGGCUUAUUUUGCCGCCAUCUCGAAAGAAGACCUGGCCAACUCCGAAGUCAUUGUGGCCGCAGUCUUCUUCCGCAAUGUAUAUGGCAAUAGCGCGGCAGCUCGAAGCUUACCCGCCUUCGUUGCCCUGAGCAACUUGGGCAACGUUCUGGCAGUCAGCUUUGCCCAUGCGCGGCUGAACCAGGAGUUCGGUAAGGAAGGGUUGUUACCCUUCAGCUGGUUCUGGGCAUCCAUCAAGCCUUUCAAUGCCCCUGCUGCUGCCCUUUUCUUGCACUGGAUCGUAACGGUGAUAAUCCUGCUUGCUCCCCCGGCUGGGCCCGCGUACAACUUCAUCGUAGACCUUUAUACCUAUCCUGGUGCUUGGAUCAACGGAUUCGUUGCUGCGGGUCUUAUCUACUUGCAGUUCAAGCAAUCGGAGAACUGGUCUUCGCCUUGGCAUACUUUCCUGCCGAUCAGUGUGUUGUAUCUUCUGGCAAAUAUCUUCCUCGCAUUGGUUCCCUUUAUUCCUCCGGAUGGUGAUUGGAACGCUGAGGGCUACCCCUACUUUGUUUUCCCUGUCGUUGGAGUCGGUGUUUUGCUUCUCGGAGGGGUAUACUGGGUGUGCUGGACCAAGAUAUGGCCUUCGAUUGGGGGAUACCGAAUUGAGGCCCAGAGGAUAGUACAAGAUGAUGGAGUUGAGGUUGUGAGGUAUCGAAAGAUCAUUACAAGAUAG